AUGUAUUUCCCUGAUAAGUUGUACAAAUGUAUUAAAAUAUAUGACAACACACUAUCGAUUGUUUUUACCAACUUUAACCGUGGAAAUAUCCACAAUUCUAAAAGAUUUCACCAUCGCAACGUUAAAUUUAUCAUUAAAGCCGAUUUUAAACUACACAAUUAUCAUACUAGUGCCAGAAAUGCCGGAAAUAUACUCGUACAAAAUAAUUUCAAGACACUCGGGUCCCAAUUUAGAGGAUUCAAACCAGACUACACGAAUCUUCUGCUCCCAUCAACAACCUUACACCUAAAUAGGAAUUUAUGCAGAUUCUUUUCCUCAAACCUAGAUAAAUUACCUACAAAAAAAUAUGGAUUGUCGAAAAUUAUGAGCCUUUUGUGGCCAUCUGAUACCAGAUCAAAGCUGAGAAUUCUGUUCAGUAUGGUAUUUCUGCUUUCAGCAAAACUGUCUCUAAUUUCAGUCCCACUGUUUCUUACAUCACUAAUUAACUCCAUAAUUAAACCACCGAAUGAUUCUUUUGGAAUAAUCCCGAAGCUUGAAAUGGUUGGCGUAUCCUUCCCAGAGAUGUACAUCCCAUACGUGUAUUUGUUUGGUUUCGUAUUUUCAAAGAUUUCAUCAUCACUAUUUAACGAACUGAGGAACUCAUUGUUUAGCACAGUGACUGAACGCUCAGCGAGAGAAAACGCAUCGAAAAUGUUCAUGAACAUACAUAACCUUGACAUCGACUUUUUAAUCCAGUCGAAAUCCGGAGAAGUAUCAGCAGUAUUUUCUAGAGGAAUAAGAGCAAUCUCACAGAUCCUGAGAAUCACAGUUUUCCAAGUAGUCCCAGUGAUUCUUGAAUUCUCGCUAGUAACCGCGUUGUUAUGCUACAAAGUCGGCCCUAUGAUUGCGACAAUAUCAUCACUGACUGUGAUUUUGUACCUACUUUUCACAACCCUAGUUACCAGAAGGAGGAUGAUCAUCAGAAAAGAAAUGGCAGACGCAGACAGAAAGGCAUCCGGCCUUUUCCUUGAUUCCAUUACUAACGCUGAAGCAGUUAGAUACUAUAACUCACAGAUAAAGGAACUGGAAAGGUAUUCAAACCAACAAAUGGAUUAUGAAAAACACUCAGUGGACGUACAAAAGAGUCUAGCUUUCCUAAACUUUGGACAACAGUUUAUUUUCAACUGCGGCUUGUUCCUUUCACUUUUUUUAACACUUGGAGAUAUCACAAAGGGACUAGCAAAGUUUGAUAAUUUUAUCAUCGUUAACACUCUACUGUUCCAGAUUGGAGUCCCCCUUAACAUGAUAGGCACAAUGUACCGAGAAGUUAAACUGAGUUUCAUUGAUUUGCAAAAAUUUUUGGACCUCGUAGGAGUGAAACCUAAAGUGUACGAACUACCCGAAGCCAAGGAUCUAGUUCUCUCACAGGGGAAAAUCGAGUUCAAGAACGUUAACUACUUCUACCCAACCACCGAAAAUGACCCUCACAUAAUUCUUGACGACUUUUCCCUAACAAUUCCUCCAGGCAAGACUAUAGCGAUUGUCGGAGACUCAGGCUCCGGAAAGAGCACAAUUUGUAAAUUAUUAUUCCGCUUCUAUGACCCUAAUUCUGGAUCAAUCUUAAUAGACGGUCAGGAUAUAAAGACCGUGACUCUGAAGUCGUUAAGAAACACGUUGGGAAUUGUACCUCAGGAUGUGGUUCUGUUUAAUGAAUCAAUCGCCUUUAACAUUUCAUACGGUAAACCCGACGCCACAUUGGAUGAUGUUAUGAGGGCUUCAAAACUGGCUGGUAUCCAUGAUACCAUUAUGGGCUUCCCUGAUGGAUAUGACACAAUUGUCGGAGAACGAGGAAUGAUGUUAAGUGGAGGUGAAAAGCAGAGGAUUGGUAUUGCUCGGUGCUUUCUAAAGGACCCUCAAGUACUGCUUUUCGAUGAGGCUACAAGUUCACUUGACUUUAAGGCAGAGUCACAAAUCAUAAAGACUUUUAAGGAGAUGGGCUCCAAUAAAACCACUCUUAUGAUCGCGCACAGGUUAUCUUCAAUGUUGAUAGCUGAUGAAAUCGUCGUUUUCCACAAGGGGAAAAUCGUUGAAAUGGGGACACCUCUUGAGCUCUGGAACAAGACUGGCUAUUUCAGACAAAUUGUAAAUUCAUUUAAUUUAAAGUCCAAAAGUGAUGAAACGACACGUUAA
Messenger RNA from Theileria annulata, 2169 nucleotides. Its product is annotated as ABC transporter protein, putative. Bases 1 to 2169 code for a protein of 722 amino acids. NCBI's taxonomy places the organism in Eukaryota, Apicomplexa, Aconoidasida, Piroplasmida, Theileriidae. Gene Ontology annotation, molecular function: ATP hydrolysis activity; ATP binding; ABC-type transporter activity. Gene Ontology annotation, cellular component: mitochondrial inner membrane. Gene Ontology annotation, biological process: intracellular iron ion homeostasis; transmembrane transport. The record is from RefSeq and is a predicted model, not a curated record. The transcript has 4 exons.